This is a messenger RNA of Misgurnus anguillicaudatus (oriental weatherfish), 1863 nucleotides long. The record is from RefSeq and is a predicted model, not a curated record. Lineage: Eukaryota; Metazoa; Chordata; Actinopteri; Cypriniformes; Cobitidae.
AUUUGCUGCCCUCUCUUGGUGGGUAAAUGCAAUGUUGAAUGUAAUGAAAUUCGUGUGACUGUAAAUGAAAUGUUAAAUUUCACAGGUUAGAGAAAAGUCUGUAUGGGAUUCACAUUCCUCUUUCCAUUAUUUGGAAGGGUUUCAGAGAGAAGCUUGUACAUUAUUUACAUGGAAGGAUCAUUAACAGAAGACGGCCUGUAAUGAUGAGUACACAGUAGUCUCUGGAGACGUUCAGACGUUACUGGCUUUGGCUCUGAGCUGCUUUGAGAGACAGAGAUCCAAUCACAGCAGACACUAUGGUGAAGGGUAAGAAGAAAUCCAGUAAUGAACCAUCCGGUAGAAAAAUAACACUCAAGAUGGCCAGAAAUGCUCUGAAGGUAACUGUGGAUGGGAAACGUCGUCUAGACCUUAGCAACAUGGAGAUAUCCACCUUCCCCAAGUGCCUCCUGAAGCUGUAUGACGUAGAUGAGCUAGAUCUCAGUCGCAACCUGCUCAAGAAGAUCCCAGACACCAUUGACAAGUUUGUGAACCUUCGAUGGCUGGACCUGCACAGCAACCACCUAGAGCAGAUCCCUGCGGCUAUAGGCCGUCUGCAUAAUCUCUACAACCUCAACUUGUGCAACAACCACCUGACCACCCCUGGCAUACCACACGAGUUAGGGAACCUGAAGAACCUACGCAUCCUUAACCUUGGAAUGAACCGCAUAGAGACCCUCCCUCUUUCUAUGGUUGCUCUCAAAGAACUUCGAGAGCUGGGGCUCUUCAACAAUCUCCUGACACAGUGUCCCAAGUUUCUCCAGAACCUCCCAAAACUGCAAAAGGUGAACAUCAAAUCCAAUCCCAUUCCUACAGAAGACCAUGUGGAAGUGGACAGCAUCCAGAGAGUUGAGUGUCUGUACCUGGUAAGAGAGGAGUGUCUGUGUCCUGGCUGCUUGAAAGCGUGCAAGGAGACACAGGAGAGGUUAGAGAGUCGAAUAAGCACUGCUUUAACGCAAAAGAGAGCCAUCUUCGCAGGGCUCCUUACACCAAACUCUGUAGCACAAGAGAAUGAGGCUGUGUGGAGAUGAAAAACAGACAUUUAAAGUGCUUUUGAAUGUAACACUGGGUAUUAAUAUUGGCACUAGAAUUGAUGAUUGUUAUUUCAUGAAAUCAUAAUAAACAUGUAGGCAUUUACUGUACUAGAUGCUUUCAAAUGUGACUUGCAAAACAAUAAAGUGAUUCAUGCUAGGAUGCAAUAUAAGAAGUGCUAUGAUAUCAUUUUUCAACAAUUGUUAUAGACAUAUGCAACACAAACGCAAGGCAAUACUUAGUAUUUCAUGAGGUAGCUAUUUCAAAUGGAUUUGUACACACUGAUGCUGUACAUUUUAGUAUGAUCUGCUUUCUCAUUGUCCCCCAAAUGUCUUUCUUUGUUCUUCAGAACCCAAACAGUUUUUUUGUAAAUGUUGUUUUGUGGUUACUCUCUUCAAUCUUCAAAAGUGUUAAAGAAAUAACUCCACUUGAUUCAUGCUGUACAUUUGAGGUGUUCUGAAGCAGUGGCGGCUCGUGACUGCUCUUCCGAGGAUGCGCUAAUUCAAAAUAAAAGGGCACAUAUUAUGCAUAUAAGUGUUCAGAUUGUCACAUGUGUGGUUCCCUUUUCCAAAAUAUGUGUCAUGCGUGUGGAGAGAUCCUGUGUGCAUCACGUGUUUUGUCAAAAUAAGUGCCUGCUGCACACGCGUCAAAACCGUUUAUGAUAAAAGAGACGCUCACGUUCACUGAAUACACGCAAGACACUCCGUUAACAGUAAACUCUGAUUACGCAUGAGAUUGUGCUAGUAUCUGGCAAACGCGAGCGUCAAGGUAGCAGGCACUUAUUUUGGCAUGACA